Molecule: messenger RNA, 1161 nt
Organism: Elephantulus edwardii (Cape elephant shrew)
Lineage: Eukaryota; Metazoa; Chordata; Mammalia; Macroscelidea; Macroscelididae
Product: double C2-like domain-containing protein gamma-like
Exons: 10
Coding region: 1-1161 (386 amino acids)
Cellular component (GO): membrane
Source: RefSeq, a predicted model, not a curated record
AUGGCGGGCUCAGCGGCGGCGGGCCGGUGGCGGGAGCAGCGGAUCAGCAUGCAGGAGCACAUGGCCAUCGACGUGAGCCCGGGCCCCAUCCGGCCCAUCCGCCUCAUCUCCGACUACUUCCCGCACUUCUACCCCUUCGCGGAGCCCGCCCUGCGCGCGCCCGGCCCGCGCCCCGGUGACCAGGCCACACACACCGCACCCCCGUCCUCGCCCGACCUGGAGUCCGAGGGAGACUCGGAUGACAGCACUGGCCUGGGCACCCUGGAGUUCACGCUGCUCUUCGACGUGGAAAACAGCGCCUUGCACUGCACAGCCCACCGCGCCAAGGGCCUCAAGCCCCCGGCCUCGGGCUCCGUGGACACCUACGUCAAGGCUGAUCUGCUGCCUGGUGCCAGCAAGGCCAGCCAGCUGCGCACGCGCACUGUGAGGGGCACGCGGGGGCCGGUCUGGGAGGAGACGCUCACCUAUCACGGCUUCACCCGCCAGGACGCGGGGCGCAAGACUCUGCGGCUGUGUGUGUGUGAGGAGCCAAGGCUGCGGCGACGGCGGGGACCCCCCUUGGGGGAGCUGCGGGUGCCUCUGAGGAAGCUGGUGCCCAACCGCGCACGGAGCUUCGACAUCUGCCUGGAGAAGCGGAGGCUGACCAAGAGGCCCAAGAGCCUAGACACAGCCCGCGGCAUGUCCCUUUAUGAGGAGGAGGCAGUGGAGGUGGAGGCCGGGGAGGAGCGGGGGCGCAUCCUGCUGUCACUCUGCUACAGCUCCCAGCGGGGCGGGCUGCUGGUGGGUGUGCUGCGCUGCGCCCACCUCGCCCCCAUGGAUGCCAAUGGCUACUCGGACCCGUUUGUCCGUCUUUUUCUGCACCCCAACAUGGGGAAGAAAUCUAAGUUCAAGACCAGUGUUCGCAAGAAGACCCUGAACCCUGAGUUCAAUGAGGAAUUCUUGUACGCAGGCCCGCGGGAGGAGCUGGCUCAGAAGACGCUGCUGGUGUCCGUCUGGGACUAUGACCUGGGCACCGCUGAUGACUUCAUUGGCGGGGUGCAGCUAAGCAGCCAGGCCAGUGGCGAGCGCCUGUGGCACUGGCAGGAGUGCCUGGGUCGCAGUGACUGUCGGCUGGAGCUGUGGCACCCGCUGGACGGCGAGCCCCUCCAGCUCAGCGACUAG